Messenger RNA from Aspergillus caelatus, 342 nucleotides. RefSeq lists its product as uncharacterized. The record is from RefSeq and is a predicted model, not a curated record. Bases 1 to 342 code for a protein of 113 amino acids. The transcript has 2 exons. NCBI's taxonomy places the organism in Eukaryota, Fungi, Ascomycota, Eurotiomycetes, Eurotiales, Aspergillaceae.
AUGCUCGAGGUCUCCGAAUCUUUCGAUCAACUCGUCAAUCACAAUACGCUCUUGGCCGACAGCAUCCAGGGCCUUAUCAACGCCGACUUGUUGAAGCCUGAUGAUGAGAUCGCCAGCACGUAUGUACGUCGCUUUGAUCAUGGAUAUCCCUCUCUCAGUUUGGAGCGUAACAGCGCACUGGCCGAGAUCGUACCAUACCUUCAAGAGAAGGACAUUCUGUCUCGAGGUCGUUUUGGAUCAUGGGAGUACGAGGUUGGUAAUAAGGACCGCAGUUUCAAGCUCGGUGUUGAUGCGAUUGACCAUAUCCUUUUCGGCGGCCUUGAGGUGCCUUUAUCGAACUAG